Molecule: messenger RNA, 1794 nt
Organism: Hypomesus transpacificus
Lineage: Eukaryota; Metazoa; Chordata; Actinopteri; Osmeriformes; Osmeridae
Gene: mrap2a
Product: melanocortin 2 receptor accessory protein 2a
Exons: 4
Coding region: 47-715 (222 amino acids)
Biological process (GO): protein localization to plasma membrane; regulation of adenylate cyclase-activating G protein-coupled receptor signaling pathway
Cellular component (GO): endoplasmic reticulum; plasma membrane
Molecular function (GO): corticotropin hormone receptor binding; type 3 melanocortin receptor binding; type 5 melanocortin receptor binding
Source: RefSeq, a predicted model, not a curated record
GAGGCAUACAGAUAGAGAUAGAGAGCGUUUCUGUGGACGUUUUGAGAUGUCCGGAUUUAAUACAAAUACCUCUGUAGCACCGGACCCUGUCUACGAAUGGAGAUAUGAAUAUUACGACGACGAAGAACCGGUGUCUUUUGAGGGACUCAAAGCGCACAGGUACUCCAUAGUGAUCGGGUUCUGGGUGGGCCUGGCCGUGUUCGUGAUCUUCAUGUUUUUCGUGUUGACGCUGUUGACCAAGACCGGAGCUCCGCAUCCCAAAGGAGCUGACAGCUGUGAGAAGCGUGUCGGUGCCACCAGCUGCAUGGAGGAGCUGGCUCCUCCCGCCUCCAACAGCGACCACAGGGCCUGCUUCUCUCGCCCCAUGCUGGACUCCUCCCGCUCCCUCCUGCACUGCUACAUCAGCGAGGAGCAGCAGGGCCCAGGCCAGAGGCCCAGGCCUGGGGCUGGAGUGGGUGGAGCCCCCCAGGCAGGGCAUGCCCCCGGCAGGUUCGGCAGCCCAGAGGAGGCGGGGGGUCUGGGGCUGGAGGGGGUGGCAGUGAUUGGGAACCGGGCUGAGAGAGAGUCCGAACUCCUGGCCCACUUCAACAUCCCCAACUUUGUGAACUCGGAGAACAGCUCCACUCUGGGGGAGGAUUACCUGCUGCUGGGGGGCCCGCCAAUCAUCCUGGAGGGGGACUGUUCGCCCAAUAGGAACCGUGAUGUGGUUGACUGAGGUUCCCCCCCCUCCUGUGAGGAUGUGGUUGGUGCACGCUGCUGACCUCAUGCAUGUCCCGGCUUCUUCACCAGCCAUUCCUGUAUGGUGAGGUGCGUGAGGACAUGACACCCUCUGGCCAUCCAGAACAUACGAGGAUUCAGGAAACAGGACAGGAAACAGGAAAUAGGACAGGAAACAGGACUCAUCAGUAGCAACUCUUGUUAGAAUUAUGUUCCCCAAUGUACAGUUCUAAGACAACAUGUAUUCAUCUUAAUAAUAUCGUAUUUAUUUAACAGACACUUAUCCUAAAGGAUGUCCAGGGGGGAUUUGAACCUGCCACUUCUUCUUGAUCUGCAUUCACCGAGUUCUUCACAAGCCAACCCACAACCGCUGUUCAUCUGGGCUCCCCCCGUCGUCAUGGCGACUUUCUAGCGAUUCUAACAUGGUUUGGGGUGAGCCAGGUCGUUAACGAGCCACCUCGUUAGAGCUCCACGGAGUCACCAAGGUCGGCGGUUCCGCCUGGACCAGGAAGAGGAGAGCCCGUCCAUCACCAGGCCCUGACUGCCAUAUGGGAGAUGAGCAUUUGUCUGGAACUAAACAACCGUCAGAGAGGUCAAAUGCAUCCUGACAUCAUUAAGGAGACUGGUGAUCUGACACCAGUGAUUUGUCUAUGGGUAUAGUGUGGCAGUAAAUGCAAAUAUAUGCUUAUGUGUUGUUGUGAGAUGCUAAUGAUAUGCUAAGGAGCCGGGUGAGAGACAGAGGAAGAUGUGAAGCCAGUGAUUGGUCGUGAUCAAGAGGUUUGGGGGGAAGGUGAAAGGAUAAAUUGAAAAAUAUUGAAAGGUUAUUUAUUUUGACCAUAUAUGGAAUAAAUGACAUACUUAAACACAAAUAAAACAGGGCUCUCUCUAUACACACAAAACAAUCUACAAAAAUAAAGCCUUAACGUAUUGCUUCAGCAUCCGUGAGCAUACUCAUGGCAUGAAUAUUUAUGAGCUACGGUAGCGAACCCUUUGUACAACAAAGAGGUGUGUGUAAUGUGUGUGAGAGAGAGACAGGUGUGUAAUGUGUGUGUGAGAGAGAGACAGGUGUGUAAUGUG